GACCGUUGCUACUUGGUCCCCUUGGGCUCCACAAUGGUUGAUUUUCUAGCUGAAAAUAAUCUGUGUGGCCAGGCCAUUCUUAGGAUUGUCUCCUGUGGAAAUGCCAUCAUUGCGGAACUUUUAAGACUUUCGGAAUUUAUCCCUGGUGUUUUCAGGCUAAAGGACAAGGCCGAUCAACAGAAGUAUGGAGAUAUCAUAUUUGAUUUCAGUUAUUUUAAGGGGCCUGAGAUAUGUGAAGGCAAACUGGAAGCCAAACCUGAAUUGCUGGAUUUAGAUGAAGAAUUUCGUGAAAACAACAUUGAAAUUUUGACAAGAUUUUAUCUAGCUUUUCAGAGUGUUCAUAAAUACAUUGUAGAUUUAAACAGAUAUUUAGAUGACCUCAAUGAAGGCAUUUACAUUCAGCAAACAUUAGAAACUGUCCUCCUUAAUGAAGAUGGAAAACAGCUUCUAUGUGAAGCCCUCUAUCUGUAUGGAGUCAUGCUGUUGGUCAUUGACCAGAAGAUUGAAGGAGAGGUCAGAGAAAGAAUGUUGGUUUCCUACUACAGAUACAGAUGGCACUCUGUACCUGUGCUGCUGGCUUUCCAGUGUGUUUCUGCAUAUCCCUUACCAGAACACCGCAGCACUGCCCUGGCCACUCAGGCUGCUAUGCUCUAUGUCAUACUCUAUUUUGACCCUUCUAUUCUUCACACUCAGCAAGCAAAAAUGAGAGAGAUAGUGGAUAAAUACUUUCCAGAUAAUUGGGUUAUUAGUAUUUACAUGGGAAUUGCUGUAAAUUUAGCAGAAGCAUGGGAGCCCUACAAAGCUGCCAAAACUGCACUCAACUACACACUAGAUCUUUCAAAUGUGAAAGAGCAGGCCAGCAGAUAUGCCGUAGUCACCGAGCGAGUGCACACUCAAGUGCAGCAGUUCCUCAAAGAGGGGUGCCUAAGGGAAGAGCUGGUACUGGACAACAUUCCCAAGCUGCUGAAUUGCCUGCGAGACUGCAACGUGGCGAUCCGCUGGCUGAUGCUCCACACUGCAGACACAGCUUGUGACCCAAAUAACAAACGUCUCCGCCAGAUAAAGGAGCAAAUUCUAACAGAUUCAAGGUAUAAUCCCAAGAUCCUUUUCCAGCUGCUACUGGACACAGCUCAGUUUGAAUUCAUUUUAAAAGAGAUGUUCAAGCAGAUGCUGUCAGAAAAACAAACGAAAUGGGAAAACUAUAAAAAAGAAGGGUCUGAAAGGAUGACUGAGCUUGCUGAUGUCUUCUCAGGAGUUAAGCCUCUUACCAGAGUGGAGAAAAAUGAAAAUCUUCAGGCUUGGUUCAGAGAAAUCUCCAAGCAAAUAAUGUCCCUAAACUACGAUGAUUCCACUGCAGCAGGGAGAAAAACUGUGCAGCUAAUACAGGCACUGGAAGAGGUGCAGGAAUUUCACCAGCUGGAAUCUAACCUUCAGGUUUGCCAAUUUUUGGCUGACACGCGCAAAUUUCUUCAUCAGAUGAUCCGAACUAUCAACAUUAAAGAAGAAGUCUUGAUCACCAUGCAGAUAGUUGGUGAUUUGUCUUAUGCUUGGCAAUUAAUUGACAGCUUUACAUCUAUUAUGCAGGAAAGCAUAAGAGUCAAUCCAUCUAUGGUAACUAAACUCAGAGCCACCUUUCUAAAGCUUGCUUCUGCUCUUGACUUGCCACUUCUCCGUAUCAACCAAGCAAACAGCCCUGACCUUCUCAGCGUGUCACAGUACUAUUCUGGCGAGUUGGUUUCCUAUGUAAGAAAGGUCCUGCAGAUAAUUCCAGAGAGCAUGUUUACCUCUCUUCUCAAAAUUAUAAAGCUUCAGACUCACGAUAUUAUUGAAGUGCCUACUCGCCUUGAUAAGGACAAGCUACGAGAUUAUGCUCAGCUUGGACCACGAUAUGAGGUGGCCAAGCUAACCCACGCAAUUUCAAUUUUCACUGAAGGUAUCCUCAUGAUGAAAACUACUUUAGUUGGUAUCAUCAAGGUGGAUCCAAAACAAUUACUGGAGGAUGGAAUAAGGAAGGAGCUAGUAAAACGAGUAGCUCUAGCUCUUCACAGGGGACUUAUCUUUAAUCCCAGAGCCAAGCCAAGUGAACUGAUGCCCAAAUUGAAAGAAAUGGCAGCUACAAUGGACGGAUUCCACCGAUCAUUUGAAUAUAUCCAGGAUUAUGUCAACAUAUAUGGUUUAAAAAUUUGGCAAGAAGAAGUUUCUCGUAUUAUUAACUACAAUGUCGAACAGGAGUGCAAUAACUUCCUAAGAACAAAGAUUCAAGACUGGCAAAGCAUAUACCAGUCUACUCAUAUUCCUAUACCAAAAUUCACACCUGUGGAUGAAUCUGUAACAUUUAUUGGUCGGCUUUGUAGAGAAAUCCUGAGGAUCACAGAUCCAAAAUUCACAUGUUACAUUGACCAAAUGAACACCUGGUAUGAUACCAAAACACAUCAGGAGGUAACCAGCAGUCGUCUCUUCUCAGAGAUCCAAGAUACUUUAGGUACCUUUGGUCUCAAUGGUCUAGACAGGCUGCUCUGCUUCAUGAUUGUGAAGGAGCUGCAGAAUUUCCUCAGCAUGUUUCAGAAAAAUAUAUUACGAGACAGGACAGUACAGGAUACCUUAAAAGCUCUUAUGAAUGCUGUCAGUCCUCUCAAAGGAAUUAUAGCAAAUUCAAACAAAGUUUAUUCUACAGCAAUUGCAAAGACUCAGAAGGUAUGGACAGCCUAUUUAGACUCCAUAAUGAAGGUUGGUCAGAUGCAGCUUUUAAGACGGCAGAUUACCAAUGAAUUGAACUAUUCCUGCAGGUUUGACUCCAAACACUUGGCUGCUGCUUUGGAAAAUCUCAAUAAAGCAAUAUUAGCUGACAUCGAAGCACAUUACCAGAAUCCAUCACUGCCUUAUCCUAAAGAAGACAACACUCUUCUUUAUGAGAUCACAGCCUAUUUGGAAGCAGCUGGCAUUCACAAUCCACUCAAUAAGAUCUACAUAACAACAAAACGGCUCCCGUAUUUUCCCACCGUCAACUUCCUAUUUCUGAUUUCCCAGUUUCCCAAACUUCAGUACAACAAAAAUUUAGGAGUGGUGUGCAAACGGCCAGCUGAUCAGAUUGACUGGCUUCCUUUAGUUCUUGGGCUCCUUACCCUCCUGAAACAGUUUCACUCCAGAUACACAGAGCAGUUUCUGGCUCUGAUCGGUCAGUUUAUUCGCUCAGCAAUGGAGCAGUGCACAAGCCAGAAGAUACCAGAGAUGCCUGCUGAUGUGGUGGCUGCCCUGAUGUUCCUGGAAGACUAUAUUCGCUAUACAAAGUUGCCAAGAAAGGUUGUUGAAGCACAUGUGCCUAGUUUCAUUUUUGAUGAAUUCAGAACUGUUCUGUGAGUACAGAAAAGGGCCAAGUUUCUCCUCCAAGCCCAAAUCAGAGAAGUGGGGACAGAA
Messenger RNA from Tinamus guttatus (white-throated tinamou), 3414 nucleotides. The record is from RefSeq and is a predicted model, not a curated record. Lineage: Eukaryota; Metazoa; Chordata; Aves; Tinamiformes; Tinamidae.